AUGGACGUGUUGCCUGUUCAUCCUGGACCUAUCUCGGAUGAGAUAUUAGUGUUACUGGGCGAUCGCAGGGAGAGAGGUUUCCAUUCCCGCGUAGUCCAGCACCUGCGUGAUACAGGCUACUAUAGGAUUUUUGAGAUUGGGCGGAUGUGGCUCAAUUGGUCUCUGAUCACGACAGUGAUAGAGCGGUGGCGACCGGAAACACACACUUUCCACCUGCCUAUUGGCGAGGCCACCAUCACACUUCAGGAUGUUCAGGUUUUAUGUGGGCUGCCUGCUGAUGGAUUGGCUGUUGCACUGCCUCAGUAUAUGAGAUCUAUGAUGCAUGCCCAAUAUUUGGACUUGUUGCAGCAGUUCACUGGUUUCAGGCCACGAGGUGAGGCUGCAGCUUCAGGGGGUAGUCUUAUUUCUGUGACAGCUAUUAGACAGCAUUCAGAGGUAUUGCACCCCGAUAUCACCGGCGAGAUAGAAGAUCAACAUAUUUACUGGUACACGAGGUUGGCGCUGCUCCUUCUUUUUGGGAGUGUCUUGUUCCCAAACACUUCGGAAAAUCUAGUGAGUAUGCGAUUUCUACAUCAUCUUCAGCAGCUAGAUGAGUUACCCCAGUACAGCUGGGAUGCUAUUGUUCUUGCUUACCUGUAG
This is a messenger RNA of Nicotiana tabacum (common tobacco), 639 nucleotides long. The record is from RefSeq and is a predicted model, not a curated record. NCBI's taxonomy places the organism in Eukaryota, Viridiplantae, Streptophyta, Magnoliopsida, Solanales, Solanaceae.